This is a messenger RNA of Telopea speciosissima, 1143 nucleotides long. RefSeq names its product vesicle-associated membrane protein 721. Gene Ontology annotation, cellular component: membrane. The record is from RefSeq and is a predicted model, not a curated record. Lineage: Eukaryota; Viridiplantae; Streptophyta; Magnoliopsida; Proteales; Proteaceae. The transcript has 5 exons. Gene Ontology annotation, biological process: vesicle-mediated transport. The coding region runs from base 212 to 877 and encodes 221 amino acids.
GACGAGACGGACUGAGGGAGACACUUUGCCAUCAUUUCUUGUGAAGGUUGCGGCAAAAGCAGAUUUCUUCCUCCCUAUUUAAACCCUAAACUCUUUCUCGCUCCAGCUGUCUCUUUUCAUUUCUCUCCUCUGCUCAUCGAAGCAAAGAUUUGCAGAGAUAGAGAGAGCGAGAAAGAAGAAGAUCUGUAGAAAAAAUUUAUAGAAAAACAGUAUGGGACAGAAGUCGCUGAUCUAUUGUUUCGUUGCUCGCGGAACUGUGGUUCUCGCUGAAUUCACUGAAUUCACUGGGAAUUUCAAUUCGAUCGCCUUGCAAUGUCUUCAGAAGCUCCCGGCCAGCAACAACAAGUUUACCUAUAACUGCGACGGCCACACCUUUAAUUAUCUUGUCGAUGACGGUUACACAUAUUGUGUAGUUGCAGAUGAAUCUGUAGGAAGACAGGUCCCCAUUGCCUUUUUGGAGCGUAUCAAGGAUGACUUUGUUUCAAGAUACGGCGGGGGAAAGGCUGCAACUGCGCCUGCUAACAGCCUUAACAAGGAAUUUGGGUCAAAAUUGAAGGAACACAUGCAGUACUGUGUUGACCAUCCUGAUGAGAUAAGCAAACUUGCAAAGGUGAAGGCCCAGGUUUCUGAAGUCAAAGGUGUUAUGAUGGAGAAUAUCGAAAAGGUUCUUGAUCGAGGGGAGAAGAUUGAGCUUCUAGUGGAUAAGACUGAGAAUCUCCAUCAACAGGCGCAAGACUUCCGAACAACUGGCACAAAGAUCCGGAGGAAGAUGUGGCUACAAAACAUGAAAAUCAAGCUGAUUGUCUUGGGGAUUAUAAUAGCCUUGAUUCUCAUCAUCGUUCUGUCUGUUUGCCAUGGGUUCAACUGUGGGAAGUGAGCUCUCGUCGUUCUCGAUACUAAUAUUUUGGAGGCAUGGGUUUGUGGUGAUCCUAGUCCUGGAGCCUUUGCAUGCAUGUACUGCAUAUGGAAGCUAUAUGAAUCAUGAUUUGUGUAUGUAGACAGAAAUUAGGAAGUAGUUACAAUGGAUAUAUACGGCUUAAAGAAAAUAUAUUUGUUGAGAUAAAACCAUACUUUCAUGUGAUAUCAGAUAUUGUUGUGUGAUUGAUCUUGAAAACAUAUUGCUUGUCAACAAUUUAUCUGCAA